AGCUGCGUAGAAGCGGGUGGCUGGGAAGAGAGGGGCGGAGAGCUCUGAGAGGGAAGCGGAGCCGGGGGCCCGAAACCCGUCGCGUCAGAGCCAGGCAAGUGAACCGGAGCAAACGACUUCCGAUCCCGUCCGCGCUGCUGCGGCUCCCGUUUGGGAUUUGAUUUGCAGCAUCUUCCAGCCUGUGCAACAAAAAACCGCGAAGCACGCCCAGCCCUCCCCCGACACCCCGGUACGCACCCAUUCCCUGCCGGGGACACAGCUGGGCGAGUCCACACCCCCGCAUCCCCACACCAUGUUGUGCGGAAGGACUUCCACUCCCUGCCUGUGUCGUUGAUGUCAGACCCCAGGCCAGCCUCCGGGCGCUGCAGUUCUCCUGGCUAAUGCUGAGGCUGCGGCUACGGCUCUAGUGCAGGAACCAGCUGCCGCUGCGCCCGGCCCCAGCGCCCACCGUCUGCAUGUGCCGGCGGUAGCCGCCUGCCCUGCCCGCAGCCCGCGCUCCCCGGAGCGCUGGAGACCACCGCGGGGGGCCCCUUCUGCCCUCAGGAGAAGCGGUCUUGGAGGUAUUGAUCUCGGUGGUUGGAUUUUUCCCGUGGAUCUAUCAAUUCGCAAUUUGAAUUUGGAAGAAAGAAGAAAAACAUGACGUCUCCGGCCAAAUUCAAAAAGGAUAAGGAGAUCAUAGCAGAGUAUGAUACUCAGGUCAAAGAGAUCCGCGCUCAGCUCACAGAGCAGAUGAAAUGCCUGGACCAGCAGUGUGAGCUCCGGGUGCAGCUGCUGCAGGACCUCCAGGACUUCUUCCGGAAGAAGGCCGAGAUUGAGAUGGACUACUCCCGCAACCUGGAGAAGCUGGCGGAGCGCUUUCUGGCCAAGACACGCAGCACCAAGGACCAGCAAUUCAAGAAGGAUCAGAACGUUCUCUCUCCAGUCAACUGCUGGAAUCUCCUCUUAAACCAGGUGAAGCGAGAGAGCAGGGAUCAUACCACCCUGAGUGACAUCUACCUGAAUAACAUUAUUCCUCGAUUUGUCCAAGUCAGCGAGGACUCAGGAAGACUCUUUAAAAAGAGUAAAGAAGUUGGCCAGCAGCUGCAAGAUGAUUUGAUGAAGGUCCUGAAUGAACUCUACUCGGUCAUGAAGACCUAUCACAUGUACAAUGCCGACAGCAUCAGUGCUCAGAGUAAGCUGAAGGAGGCCGAAAAACAGGAGGAGAAGCAAAUCGGCAAAUCGGUGAAGCAGGAGGACCGGCAGACCCCACGUUCCCCUGACUCCACGUCCAGUGUCCGCAUCGAGGAGAAGCAUGUCCGGAGGAGCUCGGUGAAGAAGAUUGAGAAGAUGAAGGAGAAGCGCCAAGCUAAGUACACAGAGAAUAAACUGAAGGCUAUUAAGGCACGGAAUGAGUACUUGCUGGCUUUGGAGGCAACCAAUGCAUCUGUCUUCAAGUACUAUAUCCACGACCUGUCUGACCUUAUUGAUCAGUGUUGUGACCUGGGCUACCAUGCCAGCCUGAACCGGGCGCUGCGCACCUUCCUCUCCGCGGAGCUGAACCUGGAGCAGUCAAAGCAUGAAGGCCUGGAUGCCAUUGAGAACGCUGUGGAAAACCUGGAUGCCACCAGUGACAAGCAGCGCCUCAUGGAGAUGUACAACAACGUCUUCUGCCCACCCAUGAAGUUUGAGUUCCAGCCCCACAUGGGGGACAUGGCGUCCCAGCUCUGUGCUCAGCAGCCUGUUCAAAGUGAGCUGGUACAGAGAUGCCAGCAACUGCAGUCUCGCUUAUCCACCCUGAAGAUUGAGAACGAAGAGGUAAAGAAGACAAUGGAGGCCACACUGCAGACCAUCCAGGACAUUGUGACCGUUGAAGACUUUGACGUGUCUGACUGCUUCCAGUACAGCAACUCUAUGGAGUCUGUCAAGUCCACAGUCUCUGAGACUUUCAUGAGCAAGCCCAGCAUUGCCAAGAGGAGAGCCAAUCAGCAAGAGACAGAGCAGUUCUAUUUCACGAAAAUGAAGGAGUACCUGGAGGGCAGAAACCUCAUCACCAAGUUACAAGCCAAGCACGACCUUCUCCAGAAAACCCUGGGGGAAAGUCAACGGACAGAUUGCAGUCUGGCCAGGCGUAGUUCAACCGUGAGGAAGCAGGAUUCCAGCCAGGCAAUCCCUUUGGUGGUAGAAAGCUGUAUCCGGUUUAUCAGCAGACACGGACUGCAGCAUGAAGGAAUUUUCCGGGUAUCAGGAUCCCAGGUCGAAGUGAAUGACAUCAAAAAUGCUUUUGAGAGAGGAGAGGAUCCCCUGGCUGGGGACCAGAAUGACCAUGACAUGGACUCCAUAGCUGGUGUCCUCAAGCUUUACUUCCGGGGCCUGGAACACCCUCUCUUCCCGAAGGACAUCUUCCAUGACCUGAUGACCUGUGUCACAAUGGACAACCUACAGGAAAGAGCUCUGCAUAUCCGGAAAGUCCUCCUGGUCCUGCCCAAAACCACUCUGAUCGUCAUGAGAUACCUCUUUGCCUUCCUCAGUCACUUGUCACAGUUCAGUGAAGAGAACAUGAUGGACCCCUACAACCUCGCCAUCUGCUUCGGGCCCUCCCUGAUGUCAGUGCCUGAGGGCCACGACCAGGUGUCCUGCCAGGCCCACGUGAAUGAGCUGAUCAAAACCAUCAUCAUCCAGCAUGAGAACAUCUUCCCAAGCCCCAGGGACCUGGAGGGCCCAGUCUACAGCAGAGGAGGAAGCACGGAGGAUUACUGUGACAGCCCUCACGGAGAGACUACCUCGGCCGAAGACUCCACCCAGGACGUGACCACUGAGCACCACACGAGUGAUGACGAGUGUGAGCCCAUCGAGGCCAUUGCCAAGUUUGACUACGUGGGCCGAACAGCCCGAGAGCUGUCCUUCAAGAAGGGGGCAUCCCUGCUGCUGUACCAGCGGGCCUCGGAUGACUGGUGGGAAGGCCGGCACAACGGCAUCGAUGGCCUCAUCCCCCAUCAGUACAUCGUGGUCCAAGACACCGAGGACGGUGUCGUGGAGAGGUCCAGCCCCAAGUCUGAGAUUGAGGUCAUUUCUGAGCCACCUGAAGAAAAGGUGACAGCCAGAGCGGGGGCCAGCUGUCCCAGUGGGGGUCAUGUAGCUGAUAUUUAUCUUGCAAACAUCAACAAGCAAAGGAAACGGCCGGAAUCUGGGAGCAUCCGGAAAACAUUUCGGAGCGACGGCCACGGGCUGAGCAGUCCCUUGACUGACUCUGCCUCCCCGGGGGUGGGGGCUGGCUGCCGUCCAUCCUCACAGCCCAUCCUGAGCCAGAGCCUCCCCAAGGAGGGGCCAGAUAAGUGUUCCAUCAGCGGGCACGGGAGCCUCAACUCCAUCAGCCGCCACUCGUCCCUGAAGAACCGGCUGGAGAGUCCCCAGAUCCGGAAGGCAGUGACGGCGGGAAGGUCAAAGAGCUUCAAUAAUCAUCGGCCCAUGGACCCUGAGGUCAUUGCACAGGAUAUUGAGGCAACUAUGAACUCUGCCCUGAAUGAGCUGCGGGAACUGGAGCGGCAGAGCAGCGUCAAACACACCCCUGAUGUGGUACUGGACACCUUGGAGCCCCUCAAAACCUCCCCAGUGGUGGCCCCCACAUCAGAGCCCUCCAGCCCCCUGCACACCCAGCUCCUCAAGGACCCCGAGCCCGCCUUCCAGCGCAGCGCCAGCACCGCAGGGGACAUCGCCUGCGCCUUCCGGCCUGUCAAGUCUGUCAAAAUGGCUGCCCCAGUCAAGCCCCCUGCCACGCGCCCCAAGCCCACUGUCUUCCCCAAAACAAAUGCCACUAGUCCUGGUGUCAACUCAUCAGCUUCCCCGCAGUCCACAGACAAGUCUUGUACUGUCUGAGGAAUGUAAUUUAAUUGUUCUAGAAGGGGACUAGAGCGACUGUUAUUAAAAUCUUCCUAUUUAACUUGCUUGGGGACUUAAAUUAAAAAAUUAGAUUCUCAUUUGUACAUGCCGGAAUUAGCCUCCCCAUCACUCAAAACCAUGAGAAUGAAGCCCUCAUUACCUCCCUGCCCCUCCCGCUGCCCCUGUCUCCCUGUCGCCCCCCUUGAAGUGCUCAGCCAGCGGUGCAAGCUUUCUCGUAGGUUAGCCAGCGAUGUCUUCAGCCUCGGGCACUGUGGAGCCUGGCGCGGCAGGGCCUGGGGACGCGGGCGCCUGACCAGGUGACUGCUGACACCGGCGCCCAGUGGCACUUGUUUUGGGUACUGAUUAUAGCGAGUCAUAUAUAGCCCGUUCUUUGUGUGUGCUCCCCCCUACCCCGCCCCCUCACACACACACACUCCCUCUCUCUCCCCUUCUCUCCCUCACCUAGACUCUAGUCCCCUUCCCCAAGCCCUCUCCUGGUCUGACAGCCUGUCCGCUACCGUGCAGUUCACACAGCGGCCACCAGGGGUCUCUUUCCGUUCCGCAUCUUGUUCUGUCUGGCCAGAGAACUUCUCCAUCACAUGAGAUUGAGCAGGAGGGAGCCGUUCCUGCCAUUUGUGGGGGGGGUUGGGGCUCACUCAGUCUUCUUUCGUUGGUGUGAAUAGUGUUUGCUUUUGCUCUGCUCCAUCCUCUAGAACUAUAAUCCCAAUCUUACUACGGGACUUCUGAGGUUUUUCUGAAUGUAUAGCCAUUUCUUGGAUUCCUAGCUUUGUCUCUGAUGGACCGUUUUCCAUACAAGACAUUUUCCUGUACAAAGACAGUUUUAUAAGUGGUUCCUUUUAGGGUAAGAAGCGUUUGAGAGAGUUUUACUAUGUUUAUGGCAGGUUUGGAAAAGGUAAGAAAUGAGUCCUUCCUCCCACUUCUGGGGACACUUAAGACAUAAUGUUCACCGACCUAUUAAAAAAUAAAAUUCACCUUGCCAAAUUGUUCCCAGAUGAACAAAACUUCUCACCCUGGUAUUGUUACUCCACGAGGGCUCUCUUCAGAGAGCAACGAGGGCUUCGAAAGCCCUAGGGACAGUGAAGAGAGACUCUGUCCCUUAAAGCCACUUUUCUCCAAAAAAGGACAACUAAGGGAGCUUUGGCCACAUGGCUGCCAAAGUCUUCCCAAGGACAGAAUUUGAAGAAAAUAAAAAAUAAGAUGCCGAAUGGCCCUCCUUUGGCCUUUUUCCCUGGCUCCCCUCCGUCAGGGAAAAUGCCACACACGUCUUUAAUCCAGUCCCCAAACCCAGUGCCUGUGGGCCGGCUCCCCGCACCUGCUCUCCCCGAAGGACCAGGACUGGGGCGCCCUCCCCAGGCUCGUGGGUACCAGACAACUGCUUGAGUUAAAGCAAAAACCCAUUCCUCUUCUGUUUUCUGGUUUUCAAACUGCACUUUUAACCAUCAUAUUUUCUGUAGUUCAGGAGAGAUGCCAAGUUGCUGUAGAGAUAGGAAAAUUUGAAUUUCCUUUUGUUAAGCCUAGAAGAUCCUCUUGGGACCAACAUUUUCAAGUUGGUAGCUGACUCUGGAGAGUGGCGAGGUAUUCCUCACUCUGUAUGAGGGAGCGUUGUAGGAAAUGGCUCGUUGGGGGAAUAACCUACAACACCAGGAAAACCAGUCCAAGAGAGAGAAGCGAAGAGCUCCCCUGAGAAAGCAGGUUGGCCCCUGUGACGCGCCACUGUCUGCGGCCUCUUGGCCUCUGUCGCUCUGCGUAGCAGCCUGUCCUGGUCUUUCCGCUGGACUUACACAGGCCUGUGCCAGCCGUGGGGCUUUCGUCCCCAAGGCCUGUUCCUUGCCGAAAAUGAAACCCCGUCCUUUACUUUACAUUCCUCUGCUCCACUCCUCCAAACGGGUGCCCCCGCCCACCUUCCCCUCUGCAGCACACUCCUAAGAGAGCGAAAGCCACGCUCUCUGAGCGACCACACGUUAGGCCUGUUCUGUUGCUCCUGCCUUACUCUCAGCCCUGCUCACGACUGUGUCCACCUCCCCUGGGCCAGGGUCCGCCUGCUGAUUCACAUCAUAAACUGAGCAAGGUGUGAGUGGGCGCCCUUCCCCAGCUCCGGGGGGCCAAGUUGUCUUCCCUUCUCUGGUGCUCCUGCGCCUAUGGGUUGGUCCUUUCGAGGGGACUAGGAACCCCUAAAAGGAGAGUCGUUCUCAGCAGCACUGUUGCCGUCAACUGGAAUCCGGGUUGCGUGAUGCAAUUUCUACAAGAAAAGCCAAAAGGAGCUGCCCGGGCUGGGCUGACCAGGAGACCGGGCUGACCAGGAGACUGGUCUUCCUCAGACUCACUUGCCUAAACCAGCACAAUGCUUCCCAAAGCCCACUGAGCACCCCAAGGAGCAGGUUCAUCGCUUGCUGUGGACUCUGAAGGGGCAGUCUUUGGGGAGCAAAGGUGGGCGGGAGCCACCAGCAUCCCAAUUUGGAAAACAGGAGUUUGCAGCUGACAGCCUGUAAACUGGAAACACUGGUCUCAGCCAACCUCCUCAGGGCACCCCAGUUUCUCCCCAAGGAGAGGAGGAGCGAUAAUGCCAGCAGCAAGAUGAACAGACCACUGGAAGGCUGGGUGUGUGUCCUUCACCUUCAGAAGAGAAGUUAGAUCUUCCAGGGAAUUGCAAUAUUGUGGCGUCUGACUUGUAUGUCACAUUUGUGUAAAAUGGUAUAUUCUUUAAAAUAGUGUUGAUAACUGGAAUAUUGUAUGUAUGCUUGGAGAUGCUUUGUGUGAACUUAAGACUGUCACAACACAUGUUGGAUUGGGGAAAAUCCAAAGCACAACUUCAAAAUAAAAUACGUUUUUAGGUUUCGA
Molecule: messenger RNA, 6714 nt
Organism: Condylura cristata (star-nosed mole)
Lineage: Eukaryota; Metazoa; Chordata; Mammalia; Eulipotyphla; Talpidae
Gene: SRGAP2
Product: SLIT-ROBO Rho GTPase activating protein 2
Exons: 23
Coding region: 637-3852 (1071 amino acids)
Biological process (GO): negative regulation of cell migration; signal transduction
Cellular component (GO): cytoplasm
Molecular function (GO): protein binding
Source: RefSeq, a predicted model, not a curated record